Molecule: messenger RNA, 219 nt
Organism: Mesocestoides corti
Lineage: Eukaryota; Metazoa; Platyhelminthes; Cestoda; Cyclophyllidea; Mesocestoididae
Source: the annotation of a GenBank genome assembly
AUGGCACGGGGACUUCAGAAGAUCCAAUCGCAAAAGAAGAAUCAAGAAAGGCAAAACGCCAAAAAGAAUCCAUCUGAUAAUAAAAAGUCGGCGGAUGCGAAAUUGGCCUUCUCUUGUUGCGUUUGCAAAACACAGAUGCCUGAUCCCAAAACAUACAAGAUGCACUUCGAGAGCAAGCAUCCCAAAGCAGAGCUCCCAGCAGAACUUCGCGACCUUUAG